AUGUGCUUUCCUUGCUCCGUCACGCCAGCUCGUGCCGGUGGCUGGCUGGCUGGCUUUGGUUCUGGGUUCUGGGCUCUGCGCGGCAACAGCUCCGGCCUCCGGCCUCUUUGCUUCGAUUUGGGGAUGGCGGUUGACUUUUCCGCCGCCAUGGGUUGCCAAGAUCCGAUUCUCAUGUCCCACUGUAGUUUUGGUGCGGCUGGAAUGGGGAGCGGCGAGAAGACCGUCACCGCUUAUGGCGAGUACACCUAUGCUGAGCUGGAGAGGGAGCCCUAUUGGCCAAGUGAGAAGCUGAGGAUUUCGAUUACUGGGGCUGGUGGUUUCAUUGGAUCCCACAUUGCUCGCCGUCUGAAGAGCGAGGGCCACUACAUCAUUGCCUCUGACUGGAAGAAGAAUGAGCACAUGACUGAAGACAUGUUCUGCCAUGAGUUCCACCUUGUUGAUCUCAGGGUCAUGGACAACUGUCUGAAGGUCACCCAAGGUGUCGACCAUGUCUUUAAUCUUGCUGCUGAUAUGGGUGGCAUGGGGUUCAUCCAGUCGAAUCACUCCGUGAUCAUGUACAACAACACCAUGAUCAGUUUCAACAUGCUGGAGGCUGCACGUAUCAAUGGUGUGAAGAGGUUCUUCUAUGCCUCAAGUGCAUGCAUUUACCCUGAGUUCAAGCAGCUUGACACAAAUGUGAGCCUGAAGGAAUCUGAUGCCUGGCCUGCUGAGCCUCAAGACGCCUAUGGCUUGGAGAAGCUUGCAACAGAGGAGCUGUGCAAGCACUACACCAAGGACUUUGGUAUUGAGUGUCGCGUUGGCCGUUUCCACAACAUUUACGGCCCUUUUGGGACAUGGAAAGGUGGUCGUGAGAAGGCACCGGCUGCCUUCUGCAGAAAGGUUCAGACAUCCACGGAGAGGUUUGAGAUGUGGGGCGAUGGUCUCCAGACCCGCUCCUUCACUUUCAUCGACGAGUGCGUCGAGGGUGUUCUGAGAUUGACCAAGUCAGACUUCCGCGAGCCAGUGAACAUCGGAAGCGAUGAGAUGGUGAGCAUGAACGAGAUGGCUGAGAUCGUGCUGAGCUUUGAGGAUAGGAAGCUGCCAAUCCACCACAUCCCUGGUCCAGAGGGGGUCCGUGGGCGCAACUCUGACAACACCCUUAUCAAGGAGAAGCUUGGCUGGGCCCCAACAAUGAAGCUCAAGGAUGGGCUGAGGUUCACCUACUUCUGGAUCAAGGAGCAGAUCGAGAAGGAGAAGACCCAGGGGGUCGACAUCGCGGCCUAUGGGUCGUCCAAGGUGGUGUCCACCCAGGCGCCCGUGCAGCUGGGCUCCCUCCGUGCCGCCGACGGCAAGGAGGGGCUCUGA
Messenger RNA from Miscanthus lutarioriparius, 1344 nucleotides. NCBI's taxonomy places the organism in Eukaryota, Viridiplantae, Streptophyta, Magnoliopsida, Poales, Poaceae. The record is from the annotation of a GenBank genome assembly.